Molecule: messenger RNA, 2962 nt
Organism: Dreissena polymorpha
Lineage: Eukaryota; Metazoa; Mollusca; Bivalvia; Myida; Dreissenidae
Product: beta-hexosaminidase subunit beta-like
Exons: 12
Coding region: 27-1679 (550 amino acids)
Biological process (GO): glycosaminoglycan metabolic process; carbohydrate metabolic process; ganglioside catabolic process
Cellular component (GO): membrane
Molecular function (GO): beta-N-acetylhexosaminidase activity
Source: RefSeq, a predicted model, not a curated record
GUAACGUAACCAACAACUAUUGUCACAUGACAAACAAAAUGGCAGGCGAAAUUGGUGUCAUUGUGUUGUUCAGUUGUUGUUUGGCCAUCGCGAUAUGCAAUGUUCAGCAACAAUACAGGGAAAAGGGUCGCAGCGUUGCUGUUACGCAGACGAGUGGAAUGCCAUGGCCAAUGCCAAAACAGAUGACAGUUACGACAAUCCAACGCAUCCUUGAUGUCGGUUCGUUCCAGUUUCUGGUAUCCUCCUCUACACAAAGAUGCGACAUAAUAGACGAAGCUUUUGUGAGGUAUAGAAAGUACAUUUUCGGGAACGACGACAGAACCUUGAAAUUUAAAACAAACCGAAAGCCACGACAUGGAUCAAUCGAUCAAGAAGCUUAUUUGGACACCCUGCAAAUAAAUAUUGCAUCUGGGUGUGAUGGCUACCCUUCUGAAGAGUCCAAUGAAGCAUAUACACUAAUGAUAUCACAAGAUGCUAGUACAGCAACUAUUAAUGCAAAUGAAGUAUGGGGAGCUUUGAGAGGCUUAGAAACAUUCAGCCAACUUGUGUACCAGAAUGACAUGGGUCUGGCUGUUAUUAAUGCUACGAUAAUCAAUGAUGCUCCCAGAUUUCAGCACAGAGGUCUGCUGUUAGACACUUCGAGACAUUUUCUCUCAUUGGACAUUCUGAAGGAAAACCUGGAAUUGAUGGCGCAGAACAAGUUCAAUGUGUUUCACUGGCACAUUGUCGAUGACCAGUCCUUCCCAUAUGAGAGCUACUAUUUUCCAGACAUGAGUAGAAAGGGAGCCUACUCUGUCAGACAUGUGUACACCCAUAGCGAUGUCAAAGAGAUCAUUGAGUUUGCACGUGUCAGAGGCAUCAGAGUUAUACCGGAGUAUGAUUCUCCAGGUCAUUCUCAGUCGUGGGGGCUUGCAAUCACUAACCUGCUGACCAAGUGUUACAAAGAUGGACAGUUGUCGGGUGACUUUGGGCCAAUCGAUCCGUCAGUGAACUCCACAUUCCAGUUCCUGCAAAAUUUUUUCUUGGAGAUUUCGCAAGUGUUCCCUGACAAGUUUAUUCAUCUAGGUGGAGAUGAGGUCCCUUUUGAUUGUUGGGAGAGCAAUCCAGAUAUAACCAGUUUCAUGACCAUGAUGGGGUAUGGGAAGAACUAUGCGCUUCUUGAAGAAUAUUAUAUGCAAAGAUUGAUAGACAUUGUCCAAGGAUUAAAUAAAGGGUACAUGAUAUGGCAAGAGGUUAUUGACAAUGGUGCAAAGGUUGCCCCAGACACUAUAGUACAUAUCUGGAAAGGUGGUUACCAGGAUGAGUUAACAAAAGUUACCAAACUUGGGUACAAUGCGGUAUUAUCUGCCCCUUGGUAUUUGAACUACAUUUCCUAUGGCAGCGACUGGAGAAACUACUAUCAAGUCGAGCCACUUAAUUUUAAUGGUACAGAUGCCCAGAAGGCGCUUGUGAUUGGAGGUGAGACGUGCAUGUGGGGAGAGUAUGUGGACAACACAAAUCUCAUACCUAGGAUGUGGCCCAGGGCUGCGUCUGUAGGCGAGAGGCUGUGGAGCCCGAUGGAAGUGAACAGUGCAGAUGCGGCCACAUCCCGACUGGAGGAACACAGGUGUAGGCUCCUCAAACGAGGUUUCCCUGUACAACCCGUGAAUGGACCUGGCUUCUGCUCAGUGGAACUGUAAUGAUUACCAAUUAGCGAAUCACUCCUCUGAUCUAUGAAAACAAAACUACACAACCAAUUAACUUGGUGCAAAUUUAGUUUUUAUUGUUUAUAACGAAUAUGUAAUCAACUCCAUAACCGAAUUGGAUUGACUUUGAACAUUUCACAAAAUUGGGUCGGCUAGCACAGUUAGUAGAACACUUGACGACAAAUACAAGGAUCGCGGGUUUGGUCCCUGAUCCUCAAAACUUUUGAUGAUAAUCUUUCAUGAAAUCCCUUUUACAUCCCUUCACACCAUCUCUUUAGUCAAUGUUGUCAGUACCUGGCAUAACUCAGGAAAAGUGUGAGGUUGUAAACUGGCAGCAUAUUUCAACAAACAAACAAAAUGUCACAAACACAUUAUUUUUGUAUCAUGUGUAAUGUUUCAUUAACAUCAAUACUAUUUUUAUACCCCCACUAAACGAGGUUUAGGGGGUAUAUAGGAGUGGGCUUGUCGGUUGGUGGGUCUGUCGGUCGGUCGGUCCGUGUCAGCUCUCUAAUUCAAGUAGUUUUCAUCCAAUCUUCACCAAACUUGGUUAGAUGUUGUAUCUAGAUGAUAUCUAGGCCAAGUUCGAACACAACUAAACAAUGUUUAUGGGGGGUAUAUAGGAGUGAGCUUGUCGGUUGGUCAGUCUGUCGGUCCGUGUCCGCUCUCUAAUUCAAGUACUUUUCAUUCGAUCUUCACCAAGCUUGGUCAGAUGUUGUAUCUAGAUGAUAUCUAGGCCAAGUUCGAACAUGGGCCUUGCCGGGUCAAAAACAAGGUCACAGGGUCACUUAGUGCGUUAUAAACAUUCAGCAUGUUGUCUGCUCUCUAAUUCAAGUAGUUUUCAUCAGAGCUUCACCAAACUUGGUCAGAAGUUGUAUCUAGAUGAUGUCAAGGCCAAGUUCAUGGGUCAUGCCGGGUAAAAAACUAAGUCACUGGGUCACUUUGUACAUUUUACACAUUCAGCAUGGCGUCUGCUCUCUAAUUCAAGUAGUUUUCAUCCGAUCUUCAUCACACUUGGUCAGAACUUGUAUCUAGAUGAUGUGUAAGUCAAGUUCGAACAUCAGCCAUGCAGGGUCAAAAACCAGGUCACGGGGUCAAUUAGUGCGUUUUAAACAUUGAGCAUGGUAUCCGCUGUUUUUUGUGAAGACAACAUGCAAAAUAAUCUGUUUCAAUGCGGCAUGUGGGGGUAUUCGUCACGUCUGUGACAAAGCUCUAAUUUUGAUGCCUGUGAUUGUUUCCAAAUGUAUUAAAUACAUAUUUAUAAAUUCGUUUGAAUGUUG